AUGGUGGAUUUCAAGUGGCAGAGGCGUUGGGUUGUUCUUAAACAUGGUCGGCUGAAAACCUUUCAGGACGAGGCCUGCUUGUCGCCCAAAGCUGCGUUCGAGCUGAACGCGGGCAGCAAAGUCGUGCCCUUCAAGGCGCCGGGUGCUCCGGGACAGUCGGUGUUGUACAGUCGAACAAGACCUUUUGGCUUUGUGCUGGACCUCGAGCCGCAGGCGGGAAAGGCGCGGUGGAUGGUGUACUUCGAUACGUUGCAGCCGGAUGAACUUGAUCGAUGGACGCAGGCCAUCGAGGGAAGCGUGCGGAACUUGGAAGCGGCCGUGCAGAGCUCCCCCGGCCGUUCAGGACAUCUUGCGAAGCAAGUCCCUACAACGGCUACAGCGAAGAAGGGUGAGGACUCUGCAGGACGUGGUGCAGAUCCUGAUGCGACAGCUGCCCGACGUCUUGUUCAUCAAGUCGUCGAGAGAUGCUGCUCCAGGUCAACAGACGAGCUGUUGAAUCGUCGAGCGGCAAGACAAGUGCUGCCACGACCUUUGACAAGAGCAUUCGAUCGGCUCCUCUAG
Messenger RNA from Symbiodinium necroappetens, 561 nucleotides. Lineage: Eukaryota; Dinophyceae; Suessiales; Symbiodiniaceae. The record is from the annotation of a GenBank genome assembly.